ACCAAACGUCAAAUCAAAUGUCAUUCGAAGGCUUUUCUUUCGAAGGAAAAUAAUUUUUGAUUCUUAAAAAAUGUAAAACUUUUCGAUUUAGUAAUGGAAAUUUGAAAUUUAAGUAAACGAAAUGUGUAUUGAUGUAUCAGUAGGCAUUAUGAAAAAUAAACUGUGAUUGAUUUGUUGAAAGUUAAAUGUUUGAGGCCAGGUAUUUGGAAAGCAUGAGGACAAUGUUUGUUGCACAUGAGAACAAUAGCAAAAAGAGGUUUCAAAAACCUAAUAUUUUAAGGAAAAGACCAAAUGGUCCUACGAGACCAAACAUAGCUGUUACUCAUGAAUCUCCCAGUGGGAAGUCACUAGUCAAUACUACUUUAUCCCUGGAACCAAAGUUGCAGCUUGAAAACCUGACAAAAGUAAAAUGUAAGCCAAGUCCUACUAAAAAACCAGUACAGAGGUUAUUAUUAGAAAAUAAAAAUGAAUGUAGUAUAAGUGAACUUUAUGAAAUUAACACAAAUGUUGAUGAUCGAACAAGCUUUGUAACAGGGAGAGAUGUGUUAAUCAACAAUACUAAAGAAGAAGGUAUUUCUCAAACUACAAUAACUAUUGAAUCAUUCUUAAAUACUAGUAUAGAAGAUCAGAAUAUAACACAAAUCAACAUUGAAAAUGAAAUAAAUGAUAUGAUGAAGCAAGAGCGGUGCCUUGAUUUUAUUGAUAAUGCUCAAGAAAUUAUCAUAGAGGAUAUUGAUGGAUCUCAGCUAGGAAGUUUACGGUUGGCUGCUCAUUCAGUCACCGAUGCAGUUCCAAUGUCUUCAGUGUCUUCUCAAGAACACAUAGGGACGGUGAAUUCAACACCUGUGCCAAACCUCACUUUAGAAUAUUUAGCUAACAGUACCAUGAAUUUUAAGUGUGACGCUCCAGAUUGUAACAAGAAGUUUAGAAGUGAACAAAAACUGAAUAAGCACAAGGUCAUACAUGAUAAGGGUCCCAAAGUGGUAAAGCGGACUGCAUUAGAAUGUCCUGUAAAAAAAACAAUAAAUGGGGGUAUCGAAGAACCUUGUGGAACAUUAUGUGUGUCUAAGGAAGAGCUAGUGAAGCAUUUGAACGAAGACCAUAGUCCUGAAGAUGCUACAUAUAUCUGCAUGGAAUGCGGGCGUCGCUUCUUCUGGGCGUCGGGGCUGCGGGCGCACGCGCGAUCGCACGCGGGCCGCGCGGCCGCGCUGGCCUGCGCCUGGCCCGGCUGCGGCCGCGCCUUCCCGCAGCCCUGCCGCCUGCGCGAGCACAUGCGCGCGCACACCGGCGACAAGCCCUACCCCUGCCGCUAUCCCAACUGCGGUUGGUCGUUCCGCACGGCCAGCAAGCUGCUGCGGCACGCGCGGAGGCACACGGGCGAGCGGCGUCACGCGUGCGGCGCCUGCGGCCGCGCCUUCCGCCGCCGCGAGCACCUGCGGGAUCACUGCGCCCGCUACCACCACACCAAGCACGCCUGCGAUCUACAAGGUUGCCAACGUAAGUUCACCAACGUGGAAGCAUUGAGGGUUCAUAUGAAGAAGGUACAUCAUCGGGAUUAUCCUCUACCCGACGUGACUCUCGAUGAGGUUGGUCCUAUGACGCCCAGCGCCGUGGCUCUGCCCGAUACCCGACAGGAGGAAACUUUCAUGGUGAACUUAGACUCGUCAGCAUUAGACUCGGAGACGUUAACAGAGGUAGAAGCAGCGAUGGGCGAAUCUGCCUCCGCCUCACGGACGGUUCGCGCGGAGUCGUGUGUCGCGGGGCCGUGUGUCGCGGAGCCGUGUGUCGCGGGGCCGUGUGUCGCGGAGCCGUGUGUCGCGGAGCCGUGUGUCGCGGAGCUGUGGCACGCGGCGCGCACCCACUGCACGUGGCCGCUGGGGCCGCGCGGCUCUUUGCCUGACGUAGACACAGUGCAGCAUUACGUGCCCGAUGAAGAUGUCCAGGUGGAGCUGUCAGAGGGUUCGGAGAGCAACAUAUACACGAUCAGGAGCGAUCUCUUCCUUCAUGGAAAUGUACUGAACAAUGAAGAUAGCGAACAAAUGGCGGGCGUGGAGGCAGGGGCGCUGCUGGCGCCGCCCGCCGACCACGGGCUCGGGCUGAUGGACGCCCACCCCACCAUCGACCUCAUGCAGGAGGAGCUGAUGUACACAGACUCUGCAGUGGACGAGUCUUCGUUCAGGGUGUUCUUGCUCAGCGGCGAGGAUCUCAGCUAAGCUCACCAGGUCAUGCUCAAACAGAUAAUACACAAAAAAAAUCGCCAAAUAUUGCAGACUAUACCUUACUAUAAUAUACGCGGACAAUGGGGCAAUAAGAAAGGGGAGUUGACAAAUCAUUUCUAUCUAUCUAUGUAUUCAGCCUGUAUCCACCUACUGUUGGGUAUAGGCCUCCUCGCUAAGGAAAAUUAUGUACCGAUACACGGGCCGUCGAGUAUACAAAAAAGGAGAAGUAAAAAAAAUAAGUCCCGUCGUUGAUCGGGUUUUUCGCAACGGGGCUGCAUUCAUACGCCUACUCCUCUUUCGUAUGGCUCCGUACAAUAUACGCGUAUUCACCCAUUUAUGACUGACAUGCAUAUACGAAUUUAACUGAAGCAAUUGUAUUCCAUAAAAAGAUGUUUCAGGAUAAAAACAGCAAAAAAAGGCCAACAUAUUUUUAUAUUCCAUAUCACGCAUGUUUGUGUAUUUAGUGUUAUUGAUAACUCAUGUUUAUUUACUUGUAGUUUCGUGCAAACGCAGCCCGAAGUGAUAAUUCCAAUCCAGUAGCUAACUAAUGCGUGUUAUAUCACUGAGAGUGGUAAUAAGUUCUGAUAAGAGUAUAUUUUGUCGUUAUGAUGGAAGGAAACAUUAUUUGUUGGCCAAUCAUAGACUAUUUAAGUGAUGGAGGAGAAGUGAUACGAGAUUUGUAUUGCCGGUAUGUCUCAUUUGGCUUUUAGUUGCAAGGUAGUUUU
Pectinophora gossypiella (pink bollworm) is the source of this 2944-nucleotide messenger RNA. Its product is annotated as zinc finger protein 175-like. The coding region runs from base 186 to 2213 and encodes 675 amino acids. The transcript has 13 exons. Gene Ontology annotation, biological process: regulation of transcription by RNA polymerase II. The record is from RefSeq and is a predicted model, not a curated record. Lineage: Eukaryota; Metazoa; Arthropoda; Insecta; Lepidoptera; Gelechiidae. Gene Ontology annotation, cellular component: nucleus.